UUCCCAGAAUGCAAUGCGCAUCUGUCAUGGCUGCUUACUGACGCUUCUUUCGGCACAUGGAUAGCUAGAAACAAUCUCUGUCAGAUUCAGGCGUCGGGAUUCGUCUCAGUGUCCAGGUCGCCUGGAGCUCGGUCUGGUGUGGGACCGUCCUGGCUGCACUCGGGAGAUCCAGCCGAAGUUGAGCAGAAACGAACAGUCAUGUUGCUCAGCGUGGAGAUUCCUGUACUGAGAGGCUUUCUGACAGCCAGCGAGGCUACGAACUGGACACAAAACAUCGUUACUGAUGCAGACGCGGGGCCCCUGCUGCGGGCCCUUCUGGACGGGGACUUCGAGGCCGUGCUGCUCAGCCCUCAGGUGGCAGGUGUGCUGACCGGAGACGGCAGCUGCAGAGAGGGGGAGGACCUGGAGGCCUACCUGGAGAGAUGCCUGCUACUGUAUCUGACUGCCCAUGGUGACGAUCAGCCAAACAACAGGGAGCUUGUAGUCUUGGCCAUGGCCGUCUCCUGUCUCCACCUGUUCGCUCAGAGCAACUGGACCGGACCUCCACUCUCUCUCCACAUGUGGGACCGGCUGCCUUCGGCUCUGCUGUCCUCUCGGAGUCCCCAGUUGUUGACGGAGGCGACCCUCUCCAGCCUGCUCCUCGACGGCGAGUCAGUGUACAGCCUAGUGGUCAACCCCUUCCUGCUGCUGCUGGCCAGGGUCAUUCUCACCAAGUGCGCUGCCAAAAUGGAACGCCUUCAGCUCCUGCCCUGGUGGACUCUUCGUUACAUCAACCUGCACCAGCAGAUCCUGGAGGCUCGCUCUCCACAGCUCCUCAGCUUGGCCCACUGCUGCAUGGACAGAGUGCUGAAAUGCCAGUCGGCGUUGUCGGACCAGAGGAGCCUGGCUAUCCAGUUCCACCUGGAGUGUGCCUACAUCAGUCUGACCUACUACGAGUACGGGAGCUCCAAGGAGCACAUCAACACGGCCAAGGAGCUUUCCGGGCUCCACAUCAACAUGACAGGUGCUCUCGGGAAACGGACCCGCUUCCAGGAGAAGUUUUUGGCUCAGCUCCUCCUUGAGGUGAAAAGGCAGGAGGGGAAGGAGGAGGCUGAUCAGAGAGUCAGCGAGACCAGUCCCACUCCGACGCCACAGGCCAGCCUACCCAAAGAUUACCAUCUGGAUGACGACACGCUGCUGGAUCGGAUCACUUUAGCUGAGCCCGAUCUGUACCAGCUGCCUGACCUGAGUGCUGAAGAGCAGGCCCUCGUCCUGGGUGUGUGCACCGACUUUCAGAAGAACAAUCCUGUGCACAAACUAACAGCAGAAGAACUGCUGGCAUUCACUUCUUGCAUUCUGUCCCAGCCAAAGUUCUGGUCUGUGGAGGUCACAGCACUCUGCCUCAGGACCAAACUAGAGAGAGGAAGAACUCGGUAUGUUGAAAGAGCCAUGAUGCAAACCCAGGCGAUAGUCGAUCAUUUUGAAGACCAGAGCUGUCCUGUGAGCGAGCGCCUCAAAGUGUUCUACUGCUGCCAAGUACCGCCCAGAUGGGCCGUCCAGAAGCUGCUGGCCAGCCUGCUGAUAGACCUCGGCUGCAUCAGCUCAGCUCUGCUGCUCUACCAGCAGCUGCAGCUCUGGGAGGAUGCCGUGGUCUGCUACGAGAAGCUGGGCCAGCAUGGAAAGGCUGAGGAGAUUGUGCGCAGAGAGCUGGAGAAGAAGGAGACUCCGAGUCUGUACUGUUUGCUUGGAGACAUCCUGAACGAGCAUCAGUACUACGACCGGGCGUGGGAGCUGUCGGGACGGAGGAGCGCCAGAGCCAUGCGCUCCAAGGCUCUGCUGCACCUCCGGGCCAAGGACUUCCAGCAGUGUGUGGACUGCUUUGAGCAGUCGCUGAAAAUCAACACCAUGCAGCUUGGCGUGUGGUUUUCCCUCGGCUGUGCCUACUUCGCUCUGGAGGGCUAUGAGGGAGCUGCUAGAGCCUUCCAGAGGUGUGUGGGACUGGAGCCAGAUAAUGCAGAGGCAUGGAACAACCUUUCCACAGCCUACAUCCGCCUCCAGAUGAAAACCAAAGCCUUUCGAACCCUGCAAGAGGCCCUGAAAUGCAACUACGAGCACUGGCAGAUCUGGGAGAACUUCAUUGUGGUCAGCAUUGACAUUGGGGAUUUCGCUGAAGCCAUCAAGGCGUACCACCGUCUCAUGGAUCUGAGGGAAAACUACAAAGAUGUCCAGAUUCUACAGAUCCUGGUCAGGGCGGUUGUGGAGAAUCUGACUGACAGCCAGGGGGCGCAGGCUGGAACCUUGGCCCCGAAGCUGAAGGAACUUCUCGGCCGUGUCAGUGCGCGCCACAGCAGCGACGCUGAAAUAUGGCAGCAGUAUGCCAUGCUGUACGGUGGCGGCCGCGGCUCAAACCCAGACGACGACGACGACAAGGCUCUGCAGUUCCUGUCCAAAGCUCAUCGCUGUGAGGUUCAAGCUAGCGGCUGGGAGAAGGACCCUGUUCUUUUCAAGGAGGUGAUCAGAAGAGCAAUCACCAUGGGAGAAGUGAGCAUCAGCUGCAGCGAGAAGAAGACGAAUCCUGCAGAAUCUCUCCAGAUGCUGUCGUCCAGCCGCCUCAGCCUCCGGAGUCUGGCCACCAAAGCCAAGCAAAUCCACACGGAUGUUGCGACGGGUGAAGUCCAUGCUGAUCUACGGGACGGCGUUGCCGCUCUGGAACGGCUGAUCUCAGAUCUGCAGGAGCUGAGUGGGAGGCUGCGGAACCAGUCCCAGUGAUGCAAACUGCAUCUUUAUCAUGACGUUUUUAUACCUUCAUGUCCACAAUAUAAUGUAAAUGGUUGUUUUAAGGUAUCAAGAAGUAAACUUGAUAAUUAAAUGCUG
Xiphophorus hellerii (green swordtail) is the source of this 2853-nucleotide messenger RNA. It is a transcript of the gene ttc27, whose product is annotated as tetratricopeptide repeat domain 27. The transcript is spliced from 20 exons. The coding region runs from base 199 to 2748 and encodes 849 amino acids. The record is from RefSeq and is a predicted model, not a curated record. Gene Ontology annotation, molecular function: protein binding. NCBI's taxonomy places the organism in Eukaryota, Metazoa, Chordata, Actinopteri, Cyprinodontiformes, Poeciliidae.